Messenger RNA from Erigeron canadensis, 1398 nucleotides. RefSeq lists its product as uncharacterized. Lineage: Eukaryota; Viridiplantae; Streptophyta; Magnoliopsida; Asterales; Asteraceae. The transcript is spliced from 9 exons. Bases 217 to 1170 code for a protein of 317 amino acids. The record is from RefSeq and is a predicted model, not a curated record.
AAUUAGUUUCUUAAUUGAAUGGCGGAGAGUCCUGAUUAAUUAAAACGAUCUCAUCAUCAUCAUCUCACCGGGAAAAUCAUAUCUUGAUCAUUGGCAGAUCCACCGCAUCUCCGCCGUAAUCUUCCCGCCGUCUUCCGUUUUAUCUUCUUUGAUCACCUUACAAAGGUGUAAUCAGCAGGUCACAUUAUUGUAUUUAAAAGAGAGAGAGAGAGAGAUAUGAAGACAAUUGCAGCAGUUUUUGUGGCAGUCCUGCUUGUGGUGUCUGAACUCCCACUUCGGGCCUUCUCAUCUACAACCCCUGCAUUUUUAUGGUCAAACAGCCAUGACGAAUUGAAUACCAACGAAGUGAAGGAAGCUGUAAAUUACCAAACCCUUUCUCCUAAGGACUUGGCCAAGUCUGUCAUGUCAGAAGGUGGCUGGUCGAACUUACUGUGCUCCAAGCAGAAAUCUGAAGAUUCCGUUGAUCUUGCAAUUGUUUUUGUUGGAAAGGAGCCGCUGGAUAUGUCUGGUCGUAAACAUGAGGACCAGGCACUUCUAGACUUGCUUAAGGCCUCAUUCACAAAGUCAAAGUUUUCGUUAGCAUACCCUUAUGUUUCUGAAUCGGAAGAGAAUGAGCCUCUGCAAAGAUCAUUAGUUUCCGAGUUUGCAGAAACUUGUGGACAUGAUGCAGGAUUGAGCAAGCUUGGUAUAAUGGAAUCAUGUGCUGCUGAGGGUGGAAACUUCGAAAAACUUACUGACAUCAACUCAGUGCAUGAAUAUGUAGCUUCAAGUAUGGAAAAGAAAUCCAACGGGCAGAUACCAUUGGUUGUCUUUUGCAGUGGAGGAGCCAACUCACUGAAUGGAAAUGAGCAACCACGUUCUGAAGGCCAAGUUUUCUCUGAGCUCAUCAGUUCCGUAGAAAAGACAGGAGCUAAAUACUCGGUUUUAUACGUCUCUGACCCUAGUGUCAUCCGUUAUCCUUCCUACCGCCAGCUAGAUAGGUUUCUUGCAGAAAAAUCUGGAAAUUCAUCAGAUGACUCCAAUAAGUGUGAUGGAGUUUGCCAUAUUAAAUCAUCAAUGUUGGAGGGGCUUUUUGUGGGACUUGUCUUGCUCAUAAUUUUGAUAUCUGGACUUUGUUGUAUGGCGGGUAUUGACACCCCAACAAGAUUUGAAGCUCCUCAAGAAUCUUAAACCUUAUAUCCAGCUUUUUUAAGGAAAUAUUUGAACUUGUGGUGGUGGUGGUGGUAGUAUUAGUUAAGUCUUGAAUGAGUUCUAUUUAUUAUUGUGUACGCUUUGUCAAUAAAGGUUUGUCUACUACGUUUCUUUCAACACUUGGUGCGACAUUUUGUACUGGCAUAAAAACAUCAUGCAAUCUCAGUUAAAAACACAAGAUAACAUUAUACGAUGUAGGUUUUUUGA